CGCUCUGUGGGCGUAUCAAUUUGAGGUUCUGUCUGUGCGUAACGUGGGGCAUUCCCUCGUAUAGCCUACAUCCAUUCUCCUUUAAACUGCGGUAAUUUGCCAGAGCACUGUUGGGAGUUCUAGAGAAAUGGUAACGGAGACUUAGAUCGUGCAAUAUUGUAAUCCCUAUCAGCUGACAAGGUCCCACCCCUAGGUUGGUGACAGAAUUAUUCCACAACAAACGCGGAUUGUGCACUAUUCGUGGCGAUUGGAUUGACUUGAGUUCACUUGAUCCACUGCCACUGGCCACUCGCAGACCUGGUGUGUGUGCAUGCAGCAGAAUGGAUCUGACGAGGCUUCUAACGGCGAACGACCGCCACUCCCUGUCAACAACUCCAGCCCGUUACCCGUGGCUCCUUCGCGGGUAAGGAGGUUCGCUCAGGAGAGGCGAGCACUCCCUCAGCCGAGAGUGAUGGUGGUAUUCUCGGCCGCAAGUGAGACUGAUAAACCAGGCGAUGCAAUGUCGAGUUCAGACUCUGCGGAGGAUGAUUUCCGAAAACCAGCCACCCCUGCAGCGAACCUAAAUUUGGGCAAUUCUCUUCGCACCGCCUUUAACGCAUCUCCAACCCCAGAGUUUCCUGAGGUAAUUUCUCUCAACGUUGGCGGCACCUACUUCACCACCCGUCUUUCUACCUUACGGCGCUAUGAGGAUACCAUGCUCGCUGCAAUGUUUAGUGGACGCCAUCAUAUCCCGCGUGAUGCGGAAGGUCGCUUCUUCAUUGACCGGGAUGGGGCACAUUUUGGGGACAUCCUGAACUUCCUCCGCGAGGGUGAGCUACCUCAGAGGAACCGUGUGAGAGCAGUACACCGGGAGGCCCAGUACUAUGCAAUUGGUCCUUUGUUGGACAGCCUGGAGGACACUCAGCCACUCACAGGAGAGAAAGUCCGUCAAGCUUUUCUCGACCUCCUGCCUUACUACAAGGAGAACCUCGAGCGCAUUGUGGAGAUUGCCAAGCUACGGGCCAUGCAGAGGAAGGCGCGCUUUGCCAAGCUGAAGAUCUGCGUCUACAAGGAGGAGAUGCCCAUCACGCCAUACGAGCGGCCGCUCUUCAACUCGCUGCGUUUCGAGCGCACUGAGAGCGAGGCCAAGCUGUUCGAGCAUCACUGUGAGGUGGACGUGUCGUUCGGGCCCUGGGAGGCAGUGGCAGACGUCUACGACCUGCUCCACUGCAUCGUCAGUGACCUGGCGGAGCGCGGCAUCACCGCUGACCAGCAGUGUAUUGGCGUUUGCGACAAACACCUUAUCAACCACUACUACUGCAAGAGGCCCAUCUAUGAGUUUAAGAUCACGUGGUGGUAAAAGCAGGAGGAAGAGAGGUUCCAUUUCUUCCCUGUGUUGUGGGUGUGUUGUGAGGCAAACUUAUGAUGAUAGGCAAACUGGGCUCCUUCUUGGUCCCUUGAGAGAGAAUGGGCGUAUUCACUGUCAUUCCCCAUUUUGAAGAACAGAAAUAGCUGAGUAUAGACAUCAGAGAGUUUGACUUUUGUGUUUCUGCUUCCUAACAAUGCAGCUGUGACCAAUGUUUCCUUUGUGAAUUUUUUGCAAACAGUAUUAACGUAGGGUCACGUUGUCUGCUUCUUAUUUUUUGCUUGUUUUAUUGGAUUAAACUCUAGGAGUUUUUGCACUCAUCCAAGCUUGUGGACCGUCCAGUGUUGGUCAGAAAAAGGUGAAGUUAAUCUCAUAUUGUGAUUACAGUGCUGUCUGGCUUCAUGACUAUUUAUGCCGUUAUGAAUUCUAUGUAUUCUCCGUUGUGCGUCUCUGUGGUCGCCACUUGGUUGCUCUCGAAGGAAAGCCUUCAUAACUCAACUGGAUGCAAUUUAGCAACCUGAAGAUACAUUGCUCAUGUACUGUAUACAGUCCAGUAAAAUACAUGUAAAUGUCUAUUUUUGUUACUGAUGUUGGUCUUUGACUUUGACACUAUAUUUUCUGUUAUUCUCUCUCCCAUCAAGCUUUAGAAGUCUUAUGUUACAGGUACUAGUGAAUGUUGAUUUUGUUUUUGGCUACACAAUCGGUGAACGGCAUGGAAAAUGAUUGUCUUAUGAUUCCAGUUUGAGAGACCCAAAGAAAUGAAGACAGUUUAAAUAGUUAAAGAAGCAUGGGCAAGGCUAUUUUACUUCAGUUGCCUCUUGCGAGUUUCCUGACGUUUUUUUACUGGAAAUGUUUGUCUGGCAGUGAAAUGAAAAUGGUUAACGAGUUCCCCUGAGCCCUUAUGGUAACCUCAGUUGACCCAAAUGUCUCUGAAGGGGCAUCUGUAGCAGAAGGAACUUUGAAAUGUGCUGCUAAAGGUAGUUUACACUUUAAAAAAGAUUGCAUUGACAUCCUUUGGCUUGUUGUUGUUAGAAGCAGGUUAUGUAGAUAACUGCUGAUAGACUGAUACAUCUGUUUUUGCAGUUUAAAAUGUGCUCUUAUAUACAAAUAUGCUUCAAUAAUGUACUCUUCUUUUGCAAUAUGAUAGAGAUUAGUUGAACAAGUUUCAUAUGAUAAUUUUAUAUCACAUUAUAUUUCUACUGAAUUCAGCUCAAGUGCCUUUUCCUAAUGGCAACUGUCACUUAAAUGAAGCUUAAACCAGGAAACCACACAAUCUUUUUUUUAUGUAAGACGACUGCAGUGACUCUAUUGUUGCCUCCCCUAUCAGUUAGUUCAGUUUUUUUCUUUGUUCCUUUUUUGUUACGUUAAUUAGGGGGUAUUCGAGAUCAGGAACAAAAGGAUGACUCUUUGUUCAGCACCUGUAUUUCUGUUGUGAAUGUAUUACAUGAUGGUCUGCAGAAAGAAAUGCCACACACUACUGUACACACAGCUGGGUUGUUCACUAUAGGCCUAUUAAUGCUUUAUGACAGACAUGUUAUUUCUGGCCAUUUGUCAAGUAGAUCAAGUCUUGGGACAGUUUAUGGGUGUUUUGACUUUAGUAAUUCUACCCUCUUUCCCUCUGUUUGAUUGUAUUUUACUAAGCUGAGUGAUUGACAAGUGUUAAAAGUUGCAAUUUUCUUACUGUUGCUUGUCAGUUGAUUGGAUUCUGUUGAUUUUCGGGAAUUUGUUUCAUUUGUUUCUCCAUCUUUUAAAAUGUAUUUGCAGAGAUGGUUUGGGUUAAGAAUGGUAUUUAUUACUUUUUAAAUUGUGCACUUACAUUGUACAUUUAAAUUGUGCACAGACUAGGCCUCUAUUCUAUCCAUAUUUCAGACAUUCAGUGUUACAUAGCUUGAUUGACUUUAAAAGCAGUUACCACAUUAGCGGAGCCUGCAUUCACAAUAAAUGUACGUUCCUUGCA
Molecule: messenger RNA, 3302 nt
Organism: Esox lucius (northern pike)
Lineage: Eukaryota; Metazoa; Chordata; Actinopteri; Esociformes; Esocidae
Gene: kctd7
Product: potassium channel tetramerization domain containing 7
Exons: 4
Coding region: 311-1339 (342 amino acids)
Biological process (GO): protein homooligomerization
Molecular function (GO): protein binding
Source: RefSeq, a predicted model, not a curated record